AAGUUUUACCGAUAAUCAAAAAACCAGUUCAUUGGAUCGAAUUGAAGUGGUGAUACUCAAAUUUUUUACUACACUAUUAUUUAUGAUCCAUUCUGUGUUUAUACAAUGACUUACACCGAAAAAUAAUAUUCCCUCUAUAGUAUGCUAACUCAUCCUUCUUUGAUACGAAAACAAAGUGUAUUUCAAGUAGUACCUAGAUAGUUAUUCACGGUACAGUUGGAAGAGAUUACUUCUAUUCAUAUUGAUUGGACCGAUUACAGUGACUACAUAAUUUAAUCAGCAUAGAAGAAUAAUUCACGGAGUUAUUGAGUCAUAUAGAUAUAAUUUACUUUCACAAGUGUCCUACUUCUGUACGUUUCUACCUUGUCUCGAUAUUAUUAUAAACACGUCAGAAUAUACGUGUGAGUAUGUAUAAUAUUCAUCUUCCAUAUCCAUUUAUUUUCUUAUACGAUUAGUUUUCGCUUCUCUGAUAAUGAAUAGUGAUAGACAUCGAUAUUGAUAAGAGCUAAUAUAUUUCGCUACUACUCCUAGAGAUCCCUGAUUCUUAAUCUUCAGUUUGUUCACAAACAAUCAAUCUUAGUUUUUUCUUAUAUAGAUAUUCCAAAAAACAAUCAUAGGACUGGUAAAAUGAAUAAAACACACAAAACAGUGAAUUCUAUAACAAACGCCUGGUCGAUAACUUCUAAACCAUCAGUAUCAACUAAAAAACGUGAACGAGCUGGUUCAGUUAUUAAAGAAUUUAGUUUGAACACAACAGCACAUGGUAUACCAAGUAUUGCUCGUAGUCAUAGUACUCAUAAUUGUGUAUUUUGGAUUCUAUCAUCAUUAGUUUUUCUUGGUGCAAUGAUAUAUUUUGUUACUGAAUCAAUUACUGCAUAUUUUCAAUAUUCAACACAAACGUCUGUAACAGUUAUUGUUGAAUGGCCUCAAGCUUUUCCUGCAGUAACAAUUUGUAAUUAUUCUCCAUUACGAUAUGAUCGAUUUAUAAGUCCUUUUUUAAACUAUACAAAUGCACGUAAUAUAACAAAUACAACUAAUACAACUAUUUUCACUACGACACAAGCUUCCUAUAUUCAAGAAUUUCUACUUUAUAAACUCAAUCAAAAUGAAUCUUUAAAUGAUUAUUUUUAUUCACUUGAAUCAAUGAUGAUGUCUUGUAAUUAUAAUAACAUGCCAUGUUCGACAACUAAUUUUACUUGGUUUAUAUCACCACUCUAUGGUCUCUGUUAUACAUUCAAUGCUCUAUUAAAAUCUACGGGUCAAGCUGGUAUAAAAUACAAUGCUGAUAAUGGAGCUAAUGGUCUCCUUGAAUUAAGUUUCUAUGUACAUCAAAAUCAAUAUGUACCAUAUUUAUCAAAUGGCAUUGGUAUGGUAGCAUUAGUUCAUGACAAUGUACAGAUGCCCAUUAUUGAGCUGACAGCAAUGCUACUUAGUCCUGGAAAACAUCAUAAAUUAGGAUAUGCAAAAAAAACUAGUUUAUUUUUACCAGCACCUUAUACACCAUGCAACGAUAAAGCUAAUCUUGGAAUGCAAGCAAUGUUUGAUCAAUAUCAUGAUGCUGAUUAUGGAUAUGCACAAUUUCCAUGUUAUUUUGCUUGUAUACAAGCAUAUACUUACAAAAAAUGUGGCUGUGGAAAUCCUUAUCGCUGGAAUAAUCGUGUAGUUGUACUUCCUAAUACUAACACAUCAAUUAAUAUACAACUUUGUGAUUUUGAUAAUCCAUGUUAUGGUGCAGCAGGAAUAGAAAUUAUGAACACAGAAAGUAUUUGGACUACGUUUUGUCCUGAUUGUACACUAGAGUGUACAUAUUCUGAGUUUAUUAUUCAAUCAACUUCAGUCUUAGCACCACCUUCCUACAUGAGAGAUGGUAUUAAACAAUUUGUUGAAUCAUCACAAGUUCCAUUACCUAAAGACUGGAAUACAUCCUAUGUGUCUGAGAUUCAAUCCAGUUUUGUUUCUUUAGAAGUUGCCUAUGAAACAACUCGAACAGAAGUUUAUUCACAACAACCAACAAUGGCUCCAGUUGAUGUGAUUUCUAAUGUUGGUGGACAAACCGGUCUUUGGAUUGGUAUUAGUUUUCUUUCAUUGAUGGAACUUGCUGAAAUGAUCUAUCGACUUAUACGUUCUCAAUGUCAUCGUCUUUGGACAAGAACAUGA
Messenger RNA from Adineta steineri, 2157 nucleotides. NCBI's taxonomy places the organism in Eukaryota, Metazoa, Rotifera, Eurotatoria, Adinetida, Adinetidae. The record is from the annotation of a GenBank genome assembly.